ACCCGAGGCCGUUUAGCAUCUUGGAACUAGCAGCUACCUUAAAAUGUCUGCUAAAGGUUCGGGAUCAUUUAAAAACCGCAAACCUGAUAUUUUUCAAAGAUCACAAAGAAAAGAUGAGAAAGGCAGUGUUCACAGUUCCUCAGCAGUAGUAAUGGCCUUUAAAGAUUUUCAAAGUGAACUGGACGCAAGGCAUGAUAAAUAUGAACGACUUGUGAAACUUGGCCGGGAUAUAACGAUUGAGAGCAAAAGGACAAUUUUCCUGUUACACAGAAUUAUGAGUGAUCAUAAUAAAGAAGAUGUAUUGUCUGAAGCAGAGACUAAAUUACUUACCGUUCGUCAAAAAAUAAGAGAAAUUGCAGAGGAGUUGGUGGGAGAAGAUAUGUAUCAGUAUCACCGGGCAUUUACACCAGGUCUUCAAGAGUAUGUUGAAGCUAUCACUUUCAAACAUUUCAUUGAGUCCAGAACACUUGUUACCAUCAAUGAAAUUAACAAGCAGUUGAUAUUUGAAGGCUUGGAAAACAUGCCUACAAUAACAAGAGAGUCAUUUUGCAGUAAUUUAUCAUGUUCAACUGAGAACGACCAUUCAAAAAUAACUGCAUUAAGAAUCCAAGUUACACCUGUGGAUUACCUACUUGGGGUAGCUGACCUUACUGGAGAAUUAAUGCGUUAUUGUAUAAGUAGUGUUGGAAACGGAGACAUUGACACACCCUUUGAGCUAAGUUGUUUCCUGCGCCAGGUCUUUGAUGGAUUCGCAUACAUUGGCAACACUGGGCCAUAUGAAAUUUCAAGAAAGAUCCAUGUUUUAAAACAGAGUCUGUCAAAAGUUGAGAAUGCUUGUUAUGCAUUAAAAGUGAGAGGGUCAGAGAUUCCAAAACAUAUGCUUGCUGAUGUGUUUUCUUUCAAAUCAGAGUUAAUUGAAAUUGAUGACAGAAUUUAAAUGGAUUCUCUUGCAGUAAAAAUCAUUCUUUGCAAGAGGGCUGUAUAAUAGCAUAAGCUUGUAUUUUAUAUAAAUAAGUACAUUUUACACCUGUGCUGCACAUUUCAUAAUAAAUGUCUUGUUCUACUGAA
Molecule: messenger RNA, 1068 nt
Organism: Xenopus laevis (African clawed frog)
Lineage: Eukaryota; Metazoa; Chordata; Amphibia; Anura; Pipidae
Gene: tsnax.S
Product: translin-associated factor X S homeolog
Cellular component (GO): perinuclear region of cytoplasm; nucleus; Golgi apparatus
Molecular function (GO): sequence-specific DNA binding
Source: RefSeq, marked provisional